Molecule: messenger RNA, 1476 nt
Organism: Penicillium malachiteum
Lineage: Eukaryota; Fungi; Ascomycota; Eurotiomycetes; Eurotiales; Aspergillaceae
Product: carotenoid oxygenase family protein
Exons: 5
Coding region: 1-1476 (491 amino acids)
Biological process (GO): carotene catabolic process
Molecular function (GO): carotenoid dioxygenase activity
Source: RefSeq, a predicted model, not a curated record
AUGGAGACCCAUAUUGCAUCACAUUUCCCUGAUCACCCUCAAUUUUCUGGGUUUAUGCGACCAUGUCGGAUGGAAGGCGAGGUUCAACAAUUGGAAGUCCGUGGCUCAAUUCCAGAUGACAUUGAUGGGACUUUUUAUCGUGUUAUGCCAGAUCCUCAGCUUCCUCCCUUCAUUGAAAACGAUCCCUGGUUUAACGGCGAUGGAAAUGUCAGCGCCUUCAAAAUUAAAGACGGCCGCGUCUCUUUUCAGCAGCGCUACGUCCGAACAGAGAAAUUUGUUCGAGAGCGAGAGGCAAAGCGCGCUCUAAUUGGCAAGUAUCGCAACAAGUUCACAGAUGCAGUUGAAUUCAAAGUGCGCAGUACUGCCAAUACCAAUGUUGUCUAUUUCAACGGUCAACUGCUCGCUUUGAAAGAAGACUCUCCUCCUUUUGCCAUGGAUCCUCACACUCUUGAGACGCUUGGAUUGUAUACUUUUGAUGGCCAAUUACCCAGCUUGACCUUUACUGCUCACCCAAAAUUUGAUCCCAGGACGAAGGAGAUGGUUUGUUUUGGCUAUGAAGCCAAGGGAGAUGGUACUCCUGACGUAUGCUAUUACAAUAUCACGCCUGAUGGUAAAGUUACCGAUGUUGUUUGGUUGAUUGCACCUGUGGUUGCCAUGAUUCAUGAUUUCGCUGUCACCGAUAACUGGGUCUUGUUACCAUUAAUUCCACAGCUAUGUGACAUCGAUCGGUUAAAACAUGGAGGAGAGCAUUGGCAGUGGAGUUCGGAAACACCAUUCUAUAUUGGUCUACUUCCUCGCCGCGGUGGAAAACCGUCGGAUGUUAAGUGGUUCCGUUACAAGAACUCUCACCCCGGUCACACUGCCAAUGCCUACGAAGACGAGAACGGAAACAUCGUCUUCGACUUGGGUCUCAGUAACACCAAUGUCUUUUUCUGGUGGCCCGAUUCCGAAGGAUUUGCCCCAGAACCAAGCUCCAUUCAUUCACAGCUCACCCGCUUCAUCAUUGAGCCCAACUCCGAAGACCUGGAUUUGACCAACCUGCAAGUCCUCCAAUCAAAUAACUCAGAAUUCUACCGAAUCGACGAUCGUUUUGCGACACAACAGUACCGACACUGCUUCUUCGACCUGAUGGAUUCUUCAUUAGGCACCGAUUUCCCAGCCAUCGCACCCAAGCUUGGUGGUGGAUACCCUCUAUAUAACUCACUCGCGCAUUUUGAUGUUUUGACAUCCUACACGGAGACAUACUUCCCUGGUAGAACACAUAUGGUUCAGGAGCCAGUCUUCAUUCCUCGGAAAGGCUCAACAGAGGAAGGAGAUGGAUACUUGCUGGCAUUGGUGAACAAUUAUGAAACUAUGAGUAGUGAGAUUCAUCUCCUAGACACCAAGUCUUUCACAAAGGCACAGGCCAUUAUUCUGCUUCCAAUUCGCCUUCGACAGGGACUGCAUGGAAAUUGGGUUGAUGCAGAUGAUAUGUGA